Danio rerio (zebrafish) is the source of this 1965-nucleotide messenger RNA. The record is from RefSeq and is a predicted model, not a curated record. NCBI's taxonomy places the organism in Eukaryota, Metazoa, Chordata, Actinopteri, Cypriniformes, Danionidae.
CUGCUGGCUGCGCGUUUAGAGGAAGUGGCAGAUUGCCCAAGGUACUUUUUACAUGAAUCACUAACAAUUUUUGACAGGACGAAGCACUAUAAAAAUGCCUUUUAGACCCAGCACAACAUCAUACGGCCAACAUGGAGCUUAAAACUGUUCUACUAUUGGUGAUCGCUGCAUAUAGUUCAGCAAAACCCAUUUCAACUGAGGAGAAAGACAAAGCUGUGUUAGCUAAAAAAUACCUUCAAAGGUUUUAUGGCAUGCCGGCUGGUCUUCAGCGACCGGGAAAGUCGUCUGAUCUCAUGCAGCAGAAGAUCAGAGAGAUGCAGGAGUUUUUUAAGCUGGAGGUGACUGGAAAGCUGGAUGACAAGACUGUGGAGCUAAUGGAAAUGGCUCGCUGUGGAGUUCCAGAUGUGGCUGAAUAUAAUCACUUUCCUCGAGAUCUCAAAUGGAAAACCACAAACGUGACCUUCAGGAUUCUGAACUACACUCCUGAUCUGAAGAAGAAGGUUGUGGACAGAGCCGUAAGAAAAGCACUGAACGUCUGGAGCAAAGUGACCCCGCUGAGAUUCACGAAAACGUUUGAUGGAACUGCCGACAUCAUGAUCAGCUUUGGAACAAAAGAACAUGGAGACUUCAACCCGUUUGAUGGACCUGAAGGUCUUCUUGCUCAUGCGUAUCCUCCUGGAAUCGGCAUUGGUGGUGAUACACACUUUGACGAGGAUGAAACAUGGACUGAAGACUAUCAUGCGUUCAAUCUGUUCCUGGUUGCGGCUCACGAGUUUGGUCAUGCUCUCGGUAUGGCUCAUUCGUCAGACCCUGGAUCUCUUAUGUACCCGGUUUACUCCUACGCCAAAGGUUUCCCUCUCUCCGAGGACGACAUUGAGGGCAUCCAGUCUCUCUAUGGUGAAAACCCAGACCAUGAAAAAUUCAAGCCUAAACCGAUUGCUCCAGAGAAAUGUGACCCUGAACUGAGUUUCGAUGCCAUCACUGAACUGCGUGGAGAGACUAUUAUUUUUAAAGACAGGUUUUACUGGAGGCUGCAUCCAAAUAUGCCUGAACCAGAACAAACCCUCAUUAAAAACACCUGGCCUGAAAUACCAAACAAAGUAGACGCUGCCUAUGAGAACCCAGAGAGAGAUGUGGUCAUCAUAUUCAGCGGUAUCAAAAUGUGGGCUCUCAAUGGCUACACUCUUGUUGACGGCUACCCAAAAUACAUCCACAAACUUGGCCUCCCGAAAACGGUCCGCAAAAUAGAUGCUGCUGUCAACAUCCGAGAUACGGGCAAGACUCUUCUGUUUGUAGAUGAAGAAUACUGGAGUUUUGAUGAGCAGACAGGCACUAUGGACACUGGAUACCCACGAUCCAUUGAGGACGACUUUCCUGGAAUAGGAGAUGAAGUGGACGCCGCUGCUUAUCAUUACGGAUACUUGAACUUGUAUCAUGAACAUACUCAGUUUGAGUACAGUUACAGCGCAAGGAAAGUCGUUCGCAUCAUGAGGGCAAACUCCAUACUCAAUUGCUGAGCACUUACAACUUUUUUUCAAUUCUGUGUAAAUUAACAUUCAUUUUUAGGUUGCACUUUAUUUUACAGUACUUGUACUUAAUGUGUAAGUAGAAGGAACUGGGUUAUAAAAGGUCCCUACAGGUCAAGGGUUGGUAUAGAGAUUGACCAAGUAUUACCCAAUUUAUGUAAAAACUAAGUUCAUAUGAAACAUUCAUUCAUUUUCCUUCGGCUUAGUCUCUUUAUUUAUCAGGGGUUGCCACAGAGGAAUGAACCACAGACUAUUGCGGCAUAUGUUUUACACAGCGGAUGCCUUUCCAGCUGCAACCCAGUACUGGGAGACAACCAUACACUCACAUUCACACACUACAUACAAUUUAACCAACCCAAUUCACCUCUACCGCAUGUCUUUAGACUGUGAGGGAAACUGGAGCACCCGGAGUAAACCCACACGAACAUGAUGUAAACAU